Populus trichocarpa (black cottonwood) is the source of this 2141-nucleotide messenger RNA. Its product is annotated as sulfite exporter TauE/SafE family protein 3. Gene Ontology annotation, cellular component: membrane; Cul4A-RING E3 ubiquitin ligase complex. Gene Ontology annotation, biological process: protein ubiquitination. Bases 458 to 1897 code for a protein of 479 amino acids. NCBI's taxonomy places the organism in Eukaryota, Viridiplantae, Streptophyta, Magnoliopsida, Malpighiales, Salicaceae. The record is from RefSeq and is a predicted model, not a curated record. The transcript has 12 exons.
AAUUAGUGCCAUUCCUCCUCUUGUCAAGAGCAAGAUUGUAUCAUAUCUGCCACCUCUGUGAAUAUUCACUGAUCAUAAUUUCUCUCUUCCCCUCCCAUAUUAAGCACAGAAGAGAGACCAAACGCAGACUAUUUGUUUCAACUCCAAACUUUCCUGGUCACAAACAUCCUGUUUCCUGUUUUCAAGGAUCUAUUCGCUUAUAUCUCGUAGGAACGCAACUCGGAGUCACAAGCAUCUCCUUUCUCCUUUCCUUCUAUAUCUCCUCUUGGUUUUCCGACAAACCAACCAUUUGCAUGCAAGCGUUGUUUCUUUGUUAUACAGAGGUUGUUGUUUUUUUAGUGUUGAGUUAUUGAGGAUUAGCUAAAGGUCAACUCUUUGAGAGGGAGAGGAGGGGAAAAAAGAGAGAAUUUUUUUGCAGAGAGAGAGAGAGAGAGAGAGAGAAUCCAGGAUCUGAUCAAUGGCUGAAUUUGGAGGGAAAUGGAGGGGUUUAAGAUCGGUGUUAAUGGUCUUGCUCAACUUUUUGUUAGCUUUUGUGUUCGUUUCAGCUGAGAGGGGCUUGAAACAUGAAGCAACAUCUACUAGAAUGAAUGAAACAGGAGAUUCUGUGUCAAGUUAUGUUCUCAAAGCUGUGAAUUUCUUGUGGCAGCCUGAUCACAAAGGUUAUCAACAUGUUUGGCCGGAAAUGAAAUUUGGUUGGCAAAUUGUUUUGGGUUCGAUUAUUGGGUUUUUUGGAGCUGCUUUUGGGAGUGUAGGCGGUGUUGGUGGCGGCGGCAUUUUUGUUCCCAUGCUUAGCCUGGUAAUUGGGUUUGAUCCAAAAUCUGCAACAGCUAUUUCUAAAUGUAUGAUUAUGGGUGCAGCAAUCUCAACAGUUUACUAUAAUCUUAAGCUAAGGCAUCCGACACUUGACAUGCCCAUUAUUGACUAUGAUCUGGCUCUGCUCAUCCAACCAAUGCUUAUGCUUGGAAUUAGUAUAGGUGUUGCUUUCAAUGUCGUUUUUGCAGACUGGAUGGUCACAGUACUGCUCAUCAUUCUUUUCUUAGGCACAUCAACAAAGGCAUUCUUGAAGGGUGUUGAAACAUGGAAAAAGGAAACAAUAAUGAAACGGGAGGCUGCAAAGCGUUUGGAGUCAGAUGGUGCCAGCGCUGGGGAAGUGGAAUACAAGCCUCUUCCUGGUGGCCCGAGCAACAGCCCUCAAAAGGCUGACAAGGAAGAAGAGGUCUCUAUUCUUGAGAAUGUUUACUGGAAAGAACUUGGACUUCUUGUUUUUGUCUGGGUUGCAUUCCUCGUGCUGCAGAUUACAAAGGAGGGUACAUCUACCUGUUCGACAACAUAUUGGGUGUUAAACUUGUUACAGAUCCCAGUUUCUGUUGGGGUGUCAAUGUAUGAAGCAGUCAGUCUGUACAAGGGACACAGAAUAAUUGCAUCCAAGGGAACUGAAGGCACAAAUUUCACAAUUCUUCAGCUUGUGAUCUACUGUCUCUUUGGCAUACUAGCUGGAGUAGUUGGUGGGCUGCUUGGACUGGGAGGAGGAUUUAUCAUGGGUCCACUAUUUUUGGAGCUCGGAAUCCCUCCUCAGGUCUCAAGUGCAACUGCCACCUUUGCAAUGACUUUCUCGUCAUCCAUGUCUGUCGUGGAAUACUACCUUCUGAAACGUUUUCCUGUUUCUUAUGCUGUUUACUUCGUAGCUGUUGCUACAUUUGCUGCCUUCAUAGGGCAGCAUAUUGUGAGAAGGUUGAUCAUUGUGUUUGGAAGGGCAUCUCUUAUCAUCUUCAUUCUAGCAUCCACCAUAUUUAUCAGUGCAAUCUCACUAGGUGGUGUUGGUGUAGCAAACAUGAUAGGAAAGAUUCAUCGUCAUGAAUACAUGGGAUUUGAGAACCUCUGCAAGUAUGAUGGCUAGCAAUAUUUGUCUUUAAAUUUUGUAUCGCAUAUUUAAAUUAUGCCCCUAUGCUGUAAUUUAUUUGUUGAGGCCGCAAGUCAUGCCCCAUGCUGCCUCUCUGUUCUGGGGGCUUGGAUUGGUAGGAUGUAGGAGUAAUAAAAAAAAUUUCACUUCUCAAGAACUUGUAUGUGCUUUCCAUGCCGUACUUGACAAUGUUAUUUGCGGGAAACAAUAGUUCUGAGAAGAAGAUAGAUUGAAAAUGCCA